Abrus precatorius (Indian licorice) is the source of this 356-nucleotide messenger RNA. RefSeq lists its product as uncharacterized. The transcript is spliced from 4 exons. The record is from RefSeq and is a predicted model, not a curated record. Lineage: Eukaryota; Viridiplantae; Streptophyta; Magnoliopsida; Fabales; Fabaceae. Bases 7 to 312 code for a protein of 101 amino acids.
CUUUAUAUGAAGUGUCACCGCAGCAUGUUGAUGGCAAUAGCAACGGCAGCAGCUAUGGCGGAAGAACCGAAGCUUCCAGAACCUUCUGGUCCGGCGUCGCCGUUUGAUCCCAGUCGGAUGGUUGGUAUCAUCAAGAGGAAAGCGUUGAUCAAAGACUUAGCUGCUGUAUACCAUGCCGAAUGCCUUACGUACUGUCAAGAGCUUUUGGAACUUCAAACAAAAUGGGAAGAGCCAUUUAUCGACUUAAAACCUCCAGAGGAUUCCAAAAAGGAGACGGCACGACCCUCCAAACGCGUAAAAAAGCUGCGUUAGCUGGUUGACCGAUAGCUCAUUACGGAGCACAGUAUGUACCAUCG